CUAUGCUCAAAAUGUCUUUUACGGAUUCGUAGUGAUGGUGGCUGGCUUCCUUGCAAACGAAGCGUCGUAAAUUACAUCUUAUUUGUAAAUUUUAAUAAAAAUUUGAUCGUUAAACGAUCGAAUCAGUAGUGAUUUAAGUGCUCAAGCAGUUUCACAUCCAAUCGACAAUGAGUUCGAGUGUAUGCUACAAGUGUAACCGGACAGGGCACUUUGCCCGCGAGUGCACCCAGGGUGGUGUUGCUGCUCGUGACUCUGGUUUCAACCGUCAGCGCGAAAAGUGCUUCAAGUGCAACCGCGCUGGGCACUUCGCACGGGAUUGCAAGGAGGAGGCCGACCGUUGCUACAGAUGUAACGGCACGGGACACAUAGCGCGUGAGUGCGCGCAAAGUCCGGACGAGCCGUCGUGUUACACUUGCAACAAGACCGGGCACAUCGCACGGAACUGCCCAGAGGGCGGGCGCGACAGCUCCAACCAGACCUGCUACAACUGCAACAAGUCCGGCCACAUCUCACGCAACUGCCCCGACGGCACCAAGACUUGUUACGUGUGCGGAAAGCCCGGACACAUCUCCCGCGAUUGCGAAGAGGAGCGGAACUAACAUACGCCUCUUCGCGACUGCCUAUAUAUAAAAUAAACUAUGUAUAUUAUGAUGCCACGCACGGACGAUAAGCAAAGGACGCGAUACGCGACACUAGAUCGUAAGACCACACGACUGUAUGAAAUUAAUGCAACGGAAUUAUAAAUCAGAUGCAGCAGCGGUAUUCUCGUGACAGACUGAGGUGUAUGAUUUUUAAAAUGUUGACUUGUAUAUAGGUCUCCCCGCCGCGCGAGCGCCGGCGCCGCUCGUCGAUAAGUACGUUAAUGUUUGUUCUUGCACGACGUGAACGAGUUAUUGUGUUUUAAAUCAUUUAAUAAUCGUGAUUGAACUAUUGAGGAGGUAGCGUUACAGUUUUUAGCAUUACAGAGUAUAUAUUUAAUAUAUUUUGUACAGAUUUUUUUGACAAAAGAUAAAUUGGAUGCUGGCGUAUAAUGAGUUUUCAAUGUGAAGAGUGGAGGCCCCGGAGCGACCCGAACCCCUACUGGACUCUCUUGUUCGUCUUGGUAUACAGUAUACGUUGAUCUUACGCGAUCGUAAUGCGAUCUGACGAGUCUCAAUCUUACAUCCUAUCACUUCGCGUGAUUUAUUUUUAUUGAUCAAUUCCUUUGUUUAUGAGAUCCUGCAAACUUGUGGAGAAUUCAGUGGUUAAUUAGAGUUUCAUCAAUCAAAACAUUUUUUAUUUUGUUAUCCCUGUCAAUGUGCCUCUCUGUAACACUGAAAUGUAUAAUGAUACUCGAUUUACAGUAGUGGGAGAUGAUUUAUUAAUAAAAUCUUGCCUUAUUA
Messenger RNA from Spodoptera litura, 1382 nucleotides. It is a transcript of the gene CNBP, whose product is annotated as CCHC-type zinc finger nucleic acid binding protein. Lineage: Eukaryota; Metazoa; Arthropoda; Insecta; Lepidoptera; Noctuidae. The record is from RefSeq and is a predicted model, not a curated record. Gene Ontology annotation, molecular function: zinc ion binding; nucleic acid binding.